UGGACGCGACUGGAACUGGAACCUGUGGAGGUGCCGCUGGAGCAGGAUGGCUCUGUACUGCUCUCUGCUGUACAAUCAGUAAUACCUGGAGCGCAUGGCCUCUACUAUAAGGAUGGUCAUUCCAAAAAAGCAUUAAAGUAA
Messenger RNA from Gongylonema pulchrum, 141 nucleotides. The record is from the annotation of a GenBank genome assembly. Lineage: Eukaryota; Metazoa; Nematoda; Chromadorea; Rhabditida; Gongylonematidae.